Molecule: messenger RNA, 1133 nt
Organism: Saccoglossus kowalevskii
Lineage: Eukaryota; Metazoa; Hemichordata; Enteropneusta; Harrimaniidae
Product: ADP-ribosylation factor-like protein 2
Molecular function (GO): GTP binding; GTPase activity
Source: RefSeq, a predicted model, not a curated record
GUCAGAGAUUCCUGUUCUGUAAUAGUGAAAAUAGUUGCUUCACAUGGCAAUUCACGUUUCGGCGACCACACCAAAUGUAUCAAAUUUUGUUGACGUAUAAUACCUCUUAACAAUGGGACUGUUAACAAUAUUGAAGAAAAUGAAGCAGAAAGAGAAAGAAGUUCGUCUUUUGAUGCUAGGUUUAGAUAAUGCUGGAAAAACAACAAUAUUGAAGAAAUUCAAUGGUGAAGACAUAGACACAAUAUCACCAACUCUUGGUUUUAAUAUAAAAACUCUUGAACAUAGAGGGUUUAAAUUAAAUGUUUGGGAUGUUGGAGGUCAGAAGUCAUUGAGGUCAUACUGGAGGAACUAUUUUGAAAGCACUGAUGGUUUGAUAUGGGUUGUAGAUAGUGCUGAUAAAAGAAGACUUCAAGACUGUAAACAAGAGUUACAUUCUUUGUUAUUAGAAGAGAGAUUAGCUGGUGCUACAUUACUGGUUUUUGCUAACAAGCAAGAUUUACCUGGAUCUUUACCAUCAGAGGAAAUAAGACAGGCACUAGAAUUGGAUGAAAUCAAGUCACAUCAUUGGAUGAUAUGUGGUUGUAGUGCUGUAACUGGUGACAAUCUCUUACUAGGAAUUGACUGGAUCAUAGAUGACAUUGCAUCAAGAAUAUUUACUAUGGAUUAGACUGACUGUAAGACUGACAUCCAUGGUUGUAUGUGGCGAUGUGCAGAACUGAAGGCAGUACUGUCAUAUAAUGGUGCUUCUUGCUGUGUAGCUUUGUAUGCAGACCUAUAUGAAUUGUGCAUUGCUCAGAAACUAUGUCUUGUGUCUUUUACUGCAGUCCAUGUAUGAUUAUCAUUUUAAGACCAACUAUCUCAGUGUGAGACUGCUGAUUCCUGUUGUACUAUACAAGCCCAGUGCCUCUGAUGGGGACACGAUAGAGGUUCUUUUCUAUCAAUAUAUGGCUUGUGGAGGACUAAAUACAAAUCAGAGUUCAUUUUUAUUUUGUUUAUUUUAUUAUUUAUAACAUUCUGUGCAACAAUGAAUUGUAUAUUGUUUGUAACCGCAUAUGUAAAUAUUAGUAAAGAGAAAUGGCAUGUUUAAAUCGAAUGAGUUUAUUGAUAUUAAAUUUGAUCAUUUAUAAUUUGCU